Endocarpon pusillum Z07020 is the source of this 1533-nucleotide messenger RNA. RefSeq lists its product as uncharacterized. Gene Ontology annotation, molecular function: ceramide glucosyltransferase activity. Gene Ontology annotation, cellular component: membrane. The transcript has 2 exons. The coding region runs from base 1 to 1533 and encodes 510 amino acids. The record is from RefSeq and is a predicted model, not a curated record. Gene Ontology annotation, biological process: glucosylceramide biosynthetic process. NCBI's taxonomy places the organism in Eukaryota, Fungi, Ascomycota, Eurotiomycetes, Verrucariales, Verrucariaceae.
AUGUCUAAGGACCUGCAGAAAACCUUAAAUGGCCAUCAACUUGGUGCGACUAUAACAGUGUGCAACUACUCAAACAUACCUGAGAAAUCGAGAUCGUCCUCGUGUUUCCCCUCUGAUGCUCCGCAUGUCACAAUCAUCCGACCUAUCAAGGGCCUGGAACCUUCCUUGUACGAAUGUCUUGCAGCAACCUUUCAUCAGGACUAUCCUAGUCAGAAAUUGACGAUACAUUUCUGUAUCGCCUCAAGAGGUGACCCGGCCUUCCCGAUUCUCGAACGCCUGCUGUGCGAUUUCCCCGCUUUCGACGCAAGAAUUUUGGUCGAAGAUGGGGAUCCAGCAUUACUCGACCAGAGUGCCGCAACUGCCUGUAUCGGACCCAAUCCAAAGAUCCGUAACAUGAGCAGAGGUUACCGGGAAGCAAAAGGAGAUAUAGUAUGGAUCAUCGACUGUAACGUGUGGGUGGCUAGCGGCACGUGCGGAAGAAUGGUGGACAAGCUCUGUGGGUUUUCUAGGAAUGGUUCUACAAGGUCAUACAAGUUCGUUCACCAACUCCCCAUUUGUGUCGACGUGGAUAGUGAGCUCUCUGGACGCGAGACGAAUGGCUUCGAGAAUGAAGACUUUGGAAUGCCGCACUCAAGAAGAGACUCCAAAAUGUGCAGGUCAUGGCUGUCAAUAGGGGGAGGACGCCUUGAAGAGCUCUUCCUCUCGUCAUCCCAUGCAAAAUUCUACACAGCCAUCAACACAGUAGCAGUCGCACCCUGCAUCGUCGGCAAGUCAAAUAUGUUUCGACGAUCGCAUCUCAACUACUUAACUUCUCCUAGACAUAUUUCCUCAAAAACCCCCAUGUCUUCUAGUCCAGGUAAUGGUGAAGGCAUCGAUUUCUUCUCCCACAACAUCUGUGAAGACCACCUGAUCGGCGACCUCCUCUGGCGCAGCACCAUCCCCUCCGACCCGAACCUCGGUAACCACGCCCUCCUCUUUGGCGACCUAGCCAUCCAGCCCAUCGCAAAUAUGAGCCUUGCCGCCUACAUCGCUCGCCGAGUCCGCUGGCUACGCGUUCGCAAAUUCACCGUCACUCUCGCAACGCUAGUAGAGCCAGGGACAGAGAGCUUCCUCUGCUCCGCUUAUGGCGCCUUUGCGGCCACUUCCUUGGAUUGGUUUACACACAAUGUCGGCAUUCCUCAAACGUGGACCGCUUUUGCUACCCUCUGGCUCAUCAGCAUCUCCCUCUGGGCCCUCGUCGACUGGUCUGUCUACCUUCUCCUACACUCGGGCAAGACCAUCCAAUUCAGCAAUAACAGCAAUGACGUGCCUUUCUUUGCGCGCCCCCUUCAAACACUUUCCCGCCGCCCCUUUAUCGAAUGGUUGGCCGCAUGGCUUGCACGUGAAACCCUCGCCCUACCGAUCUGGACCUGGGCUUUCUGGGGCGGCGUGACGGUCGUCUGGAGAGAUCGCAGAUUCCGGGUUGGGAUGGAUAUGCGGGUGCAUGAGAUCAGCGACGGCGACGAAGACGAAAGGCGUUCAAAAAUAGAAUAA